UCUGCCCUCCCCAGCUAGCCGCCCACAACUCCAAGCCUCGACAUGGCGACAGCUCGUGGCACUAUGAAAGGCCCUCGCCGCCCGCCUCUUUCUGCCUCUGGUUCUGCAGUGACAAGUCGAUUUCUCUCGCUGCCUUACUCCGCCUCAGUCCAUCUCCCACCGGCACCAUGAAGUACUCUCUCGUCGCCUCUCUGAUUGCUCAGAGCACCGUUGUGCUUGGGGAGCUCAUUCCCAUGCACUUCCGUGCCCCGACCCCCGACCACUUCCAGGACAUCGUCCGCAACGAUACCUUCGACUUCGGAUGUCACGCCGCUGCCGUGCCUACCAACGAGGGCCACUUCAAGCUCAAUGCCCUCCUCACUGAGGCUCAGAUCGACUUCGUCACCGCCGAAUACGCCUCCUCCGGCAUCACCGUCCACCGGUCUCUGACCAAGCGACAGGAUGCCAGGGCUGCUCCCAUUGGCACUGGUGACCGCUUCGCUGCGGGCACCAAGAUUCCCGUCGGCCUGGGAACCCAGAGCUCGACUGCCACCAUUGGCACCAUCAUGAACAUCGGCGAGAUCAAGUCGGCUGUUCAGGCUCUUGUCAAGACCUAUGGUCUCGGCUACCAGGAGCUACCCAACAAGACCUUUGAGGGCGCCACCCAGUACAUCUUCUACGCCGGCGCUGGUACCGACAAGUCCAAGUACCACAUCUACUUCAGCGCGGGUAUUCACGCCAGAGAGCGUGGAGGACCGGAUAACAUUGUGUACUGGAUGGCGGAUCUUCUUGCCGCCGACAAGGCUGGCACUGGCCUCACCUACGGCAGGAAGAGCUACACCAACGCUCAGGUGAAGAGCGUCCUCCAGGCCGGCAUUGUCGUCUUUCCCGCCGUGAACCCCGACGGUAUUGCCUACGACCAGCAGACCGGCUCGCUCUGGCGCAAGAACCGCAACACCAGGGCCGGCACUGGCCGCAAUACUGGUGUUGAUCUGAACCGCAACUUCGACUUCCUGUGGGACUUCAAGAAGCACUUCGACCCCUCUACCUCCCCCGCCUCUACCACCCCCAGCUCCGAGACCUACUCUGGAUCCGGACCUGCCUCCGAGCCCGAGGUCAAGAACCACGUCUCCGUGUACAGCUCCUUCCCCAAGAUCCGUUGGUUCGUCGAUAUCCACUCUGCUGUCGGCGAUGUGUUGUACAGCUGGGGCGACGACGAGAACCAGUCCACGACCCCCACCCAGAACUUCCUCAACUCGGCCUUUGACGGCAAACGUGGCCGCAUCGGUGACAGCACCUACAAGGAGUACAUUCCCGCGCAGGACUUGACCAACGCCAGGGGCGCCGCAGCCGCCAUGGUCAACGGUCUCAAGGCUCCCGGUGGCCGCAGCUACGGAUACCAACAAGCCGUUGGCCUGUACGCCACGUCUGGUGCCACCGACGAUUACGCCUUCAGCCGAUUCUGGCAAGUCCCCAAUGCCAACAAGGUGUACGGAUACACGCUCGAGUUCGCACCCACCGGCAACUUCUACCCCGCCAACGUCAACGAGUUCAACCAGAACAUCCUCGACACGAAUGCUGGAUUCAUGGACUUUGCGUUGGAGGCCAUCAGGAUCGGUCUUGAGUAG
Messenger RNA from Periconia digitata, 1607 nucleotides. The record is from the annotation of a GenBank genome assembly. Lineage: Eukaryota; Fungi; Ascomycota; Dothideomycetes; Pleosporales; Periconiaceae.